UAGCGAUCAUGUAGUGAGUUCUUCUAUUUCUCAGCAAUUUACAUUACUGCGUCUUGGGAUCAAAGUAUAGUACCUCUUCCUGGCGUAUUUCUUCAACUUUUGGACAAUAAAACGACCCUUCAGCUAUUAAAAUGGCCUCUAGAAGAGGGAGACGGCGUAUCGAGUACUAUAGUUGACGAGAACACGGGCAUCGAGGAUGACCGAGGAGGAUCUUGCCACCGCUUUUGAUACUUCGGAUCAAAUCCUGCAGGCUCUGGACGCCGGAUUGCGAGGCGAGGCCGGAACACUCGAGCAGCUCGAAAAGGCCGCAUCCGCCGGGAUUUUGCGCGAUGCAGCACCCUUUUCCCGGGAAGUGUACCAGGGCGUGCUGCGAUCGCUACAGGUAUCCUGGCGGUGGCGGGGGAAAAAAACCGCGGAGGAGCGGGCCUUGAAUAAGAAGCGAGUGCACGUCCUCAGCAUCGUCACCUCUCUGUUGCAGUACCCAGAGUGGAACUGGGGCGAGGAGCCCGACGCAAAUCUUUUGUUUGACCUGCAGUCGCUGGCCCAAUCCUCCCACAACUGCGAAGAAGAUGAGGAGAUUUUGUUUCUCAUCCUGUACACGGCUUACCGCGAUGCCAGUGCGUUCGCACGCAUGCGCAUUCGGCGAGAGUCUCUGGGUAAGGUUUGCCGCGAAUUUGUGCGGUUCUCGCACAGGAAUUUCUGCGUCGCCCCCUUCCUGCGCGUCCUCGCGUUCGUCAUCGAAGGGGAAGUCGCCGUGGAGCGGGGAGCCGCGCACCUGCGCGCCGCCUUUCCGAACCUGCAAAAGCUCGCGCGGGAAGUGCUGUUUCCGCUCCACGCAACGAACAAGUGGUACUUGUGGGACCGACAGAUUCCGCUGAUCAAGCUGUUUCACACGCCGCUCGUGCGCGCACUGGAGACCUUGAUCACGGCGUCGGUGCGGCUUUCGCAGGUGGUGCCCAACGACCUGGCGGGACAACCAGUGGGGGACGACCCCAUGGAGGUAGACGAAGGAAACGAGGGAGCUGCACAACUGCAUCACAGCAACACGACCGGGACAACCAGUUCUUGCGCAAUUAUUUCCCCGUCCACCUUUUUGGAAGACGCACUGCAACAAGCCUGCGUAAAGAAGUGGCCGCCACCCACGGAGGCCAACACGGCGAAGGAGGUCUUGCUUCUUCAGGAGAUGCGGAGUCUGCUCCGGGUGUGGGGCACCGCGGUCGUAGCGCCAUCGGGCGCGGCGCCGAAUGCUCCUUCCGUAAGCCAAACAUUUGAAGAGCGGCUUUCACCGAUCUUGCUGCCAAAACUUUGUGCUUGUUUGAAAAGUCUCAACGCACAAGUGAUAGAGAGCGCGUUGCUGUUCUGGAAGGAUGAAUCAUUCACCGCGAUGCUGUUUGCCACGAGCCGGAAAUCCGUUGCAAAAUGGCUGGCCAUGUUGCUGCCCCUGCUGUGGCGCGAGGAACUUUUCUGGAAUCCGACCGUAAACAAGAUGACGGCUUUGGUACUCGAGAAGUUCCGGGCGCAGCACCGCCAACUCUUCGAGGAAACUGUGCGACAGAUAUGGGAAAGUAGGCAGGUAACAAGUACAAGUCUAAGUUUAUCUCAUUUGAAAUAGCAUGAUCUGUGACCUGGGGUUUACGUUUAAGUGCCACGAGUAAGAACAAGAAAACAUCAACAAUUCAACAAUUACCAGUUGCUGUCGCACGCCCGUCGUGAGAACCCCAGGCGCGGCGACCCGGGAUUUUCGACCGACCUGGCAGCGGGGGGUGCGAUCGGUGCGCCGGCGAAAACUCUCGGGCUUGGCUCGCUCUCGCGUGGAGGACCUGGGGCAGCAACCGGGUCCGUCGCGCAGCAAAUGCGCGAAUGGCGGGAACAGGGCAGCGGUGGCGCGGCUCCGCCCUCGACCAUAACAGGUGUCGCACCCUGGGCUCGCGGACCAGCCGGCGGCGGAACUGGGACCAGCAGACAGCCCCCCGCGACGAUCACGGGGGUGGCUCCUUGGGCCAUGGGAGGCGCCGCUGGUCAUGCGGGCAGUACCAGCAUGCGGGGCGGCCGAGGUCCGGUGAUUCCCGGAGGCGUCGGGUCUCGCCUCGGACUACUCGGUCCCCUGGAAGAAACAAGCGGCGCGUCAGCAGAGAGUGAACAACUCAUCUCGCAAAUGAAACCUUCCGCGGACAGCGAUCAGGACCCGGCACUAAAAGCCAUGGGCGAGUACUUGAAGAAACUGAACCCCCGCAGCGACAUCGUCCGCGACUGGGACGAUCAGCUCCUGUCGCUCACCCCCACGUGGCUGCCCUCUCUGAAGUUCCACGAUGUCGUUUACGGAAACCAAGACCUGGGCCGCGGCGCUUUUUCCGUGGUCAAGUACGGGCGCACCGUGCUAAAAAGCAAAACGCAGUCCGAGUGGCCGGAGUACGCGGUUAAGGUGGUGUCCAUCGAGACCAUCAAGAAGCACAACUACGUCCGACAGGUGAACCAGGAAAUCGCGGUGCUGAAACACCUGUCGCACCCCAAUAUCUGCCGCCUCGUCUCCGCGUUUCGGUGGCGCGACGGCGCCUACCUGGUCCUGGAGUUCUGCAGCCAGGGUGACUUGCACUCCUACGUGACCAACCAAGGCACGUUGGACGACCUGAGCACCUUCCGGUUUGUCGCCGGCGAAAUUCUGGCGGGGCUGACUGUCGUGCACGAGCAGGGAUUUGCGUUUGCAGACAUGAAGCCGGAGAACGUCGUCAUCACCUCGAGCGGCCACUGUAAACUGACCGACUUUGGUGGCGCACGACCCCUAACCGACGCGGCAAAACAAAAGCUCAACGUGGAGUUGCUGGCCAACUUGCGCAGCGGGGAAGACGACUACAUCUUGGACCAACGAAGUAUGUUGAGCAACGCAGAAGGUGGAGCUGCAGGAGCUAUUGAACAAGACCAAACACUGCUUGCUGGGUCCGCAAGAACGGAAGAACGAGGAACAACACCAAGUCAGCCGGAAGAUGUUGAGGACGAGCUAAAGUUUGAAGGCACCGGAGCGUACAUGGCACCGGAGCUACGGCAACGGCGCACCGCUCCCUCGGUGAAGUCGGACGCGUGGGCACUGGGCGUGACGUACUGGUUUCUCCGGCGCGGGCGGUUGCCCGAGUGGGCCAGCGUCCUCGACGAGGACCUCCCGCCAGGGGCCGCGAGCAGUGCUGUGUCAUUUGACCUCCGCGAACAGGAGCGAUCCGCCCAGCAGGAGACCUCGCCGGAGGUGCGCAACCUCUUGCAGAGCCUGCUGGCGGAAGACCCGGACGACCGGCCCGCGAUCGUGCAGCUUGCCUACGACCAAAAAGACUGGCUGAACCAAGAUCUCGAGUACGGGCACUGCCUCACGUUCUACACGCGCAAACAGGGCCCGUUGAAGAACGGCACCGCGUUUUCCGCGGCCGCAGCGCCAGACUCCAGCGACCCCUGGGCAAAACGACAAUUCUCGAAAAUCUGGACCGUGAUGUCCUCCGAGCUAGAGCAGGGGGAAAGCACAGCGACCGGCAAGAAAACUGCACUGCCGGGAUCCCAUUCGUAUCUGUACAUACCCUUUUCCCCGAAGAGCCCCGAGGAAUCAACAGGGGAAUUCUAGACGGCAAAAAGUGAGUUUUUCCCGAUGAUGGUGAGGUUUUUCCCAAUGGCGCGCCUAUUCUUGUUGAACAUAUCAAAUUGAGUGGCUACCACUACAUCAAAAGUUUUUACAGAUGAAAAGAUGGUUCAUAGUCAUAGCUGCGCAGAAAACAAAGCAGGCUGCACAGAAAGAGAGCAUAUAGGCCGUGCCGAUGAUGAUCAUUGAAAGAAAUUGAAAGCGGAAAUGAAGAUCACACAUCAGAGCUCUGUUCUCUAGUUUUGCCGCGAU
Messenger RNA from Amoebophrya sp. A120, 3868 nucleotides. The record is from the annotation of a GenBank genome assembly. Lineage: Eukaryota; Dinophyceae; Syndiniales; Amoebophryaceae.